AGUCACAGCCCCCACAAGCUCUUCCUGCCUGUCAGAUGCCUCAUUCCCACCUGUGAUGCUCAGAGAGAAACCAUGAGCCCUGAAAAACACCAUAUUGUUUUGUGAUGUCACCUCUGGAAUGUUCUGAGUGUUUUGGUGACCAACUUCUGCAUAGGACCUAUACCUGGCAACUCACAUUGCACUCAAAUUAUACAAGAAAAAGAGAUACCAGAUCUGAAAGCCUAGAAAUUCCAAUCAAUGUGGUUCUACCUCAGAGUCACCUAAGUCCUCAUUGGAAGACCAGGGCCAUGCAACCAGAGGGGUUGAAAUGUAGGAUGGAGGAAUCCAAUGCAGAGAGGGGCACAGCCGAACCCUUCCCGAGGCUCCACAACUUGUACAGCACCCCUCGCGUCGCGCAGCAGGCCGCCCUGCCCCGGCUGAGCCACAGGAUGGCGAGCCAGCACUCCUACCCGCUGAACCGCUUCUCCUCCGUGCCUUUAGACCCCAUGGAGCGCCCCAUGUCCCAGGCCGACCUGGAGUUGGACUACAACCCGCCGCGGGUGCAGCUCAGCGACGAGAUGUUCGUGUUCCAGGACGGGCGCUGGGUAAAUGAGAACUGCCGCCUGCAGUCUCCCUACUUCUCCCCAUCCGCCUCCUUCCACCACAAGCCGCACCACAAGAGGCUGGCCAAGGAGUGCGUGCUGCAGGAGAACAAGUCUCUGCGGGAGGAGAACAAGGCCCUGCGCGAGGAGAACAGGAUGCUCCGCAAGGAGAACAAGAUCCUGCAGGUCUUCUGGGAGGAGCACAAGGCCUCGCUGGGCCGGGAGGAGAGCCGGGCCCCCUCGCCACUGCUGCACAAGGACAGCGCGUCCCUGGAGGUGGUGAAGAAGGACCACGUCGCCCUGCAGGUGCCCCGUGGCAAGGAGGACAGCACCCUGCAGCUCCUCCGGGAGGAGAAUCGCGCGCUGCAGCAGCUGCUGGAGCAGAAACAGGCCUACUGGGCCCAGGCAGAGGACACGGCCGCCCCUGCCGAGGAAAGGAAGCCCGCCCCCUCGCCCCACGAGGAGCCCUGCAGCCCCGGGCUGCUGCAGGACCAGGGCUCCGGCCUCUCCUCCCGCUUCGAGGAGCCCAAAGGGCCCCCGGCCCGGCAGGAGGACUCCAAGGAGCUGCACGCCCUGCGGGAGAUGGUCAGCAACAUGUCCGGGCCCUCCGGGGAGGAGGAGGCCGAGGUGGGCCCGGGCCUGCCCGACGGCUGCCAGCCCCUGCAGCUGCUGAGAGAGAUGAGGCAGGCGCUGCAGGCCCUGCUCAAGGAGAACCGGCUCCUGCAGGAGGAGAACAGGACCCUGCAGGUGCUACGGGCAGAGCACAGGGGCUUCCAGGAGGAGAACAAGGCCCUGUGGGAGAACAACAAGCUGAAGCUGCAGCAGAAGCUGGUCAUUGACACCGUGACCGAGGUCACCGCGCGCAUGGAGAUGCUCAUCGAGGAGCUCUACGCCUUCAUGCCGGCCAGGAGCCAGGACCCCAAGAAGCCUAGCAGGGUCUGAGGCCUCGGCCUUGCACCGGGACGCCGAGUUUGGGACACCGAACACUGGGCAAAAGAGAAUCCCCUGCCUUCCUUUGUCGUCCUCGCCUUCCCCAACCAGUUCGUACCUAUUGAAAAGCAGCGUUAGCAGCCUUCCUAAACUCAGAGUUUUAAUAAAGGUGUGAGGAGGCUGGGGCCAGCAGACACCA
This is a messenger RNA of Gorilla gorilla gorilla (western lowland gorilla), 1710 nucleotides long. It is a transcript of the gene CBY2, whose product is annotated as chibby family member 2. Lineage: Eukaryota; Metazoa; Chordata; Mammalia; Primates; Hominidae. The record is from RefSeq and is a predicted model, not a curated record. The transcript is spliced from 4 exons. Bases 105 to 1523 code for a protein of 472 amino acids.